GAGAGAAAAGUCUUCACAGCAGAAGAAGAAAUCACUUUUUUGUCCCGAAUCAGUGGGUGGAGGCCAAACCCUUCAGCAAGAAGAGAAGCAACUUCAGCCGUGUAUGCAAAUGGAUAACCGGUUGCCUCCCAAAAAAGUUCCAGGUUUCUGUUCCUUUCGCUAUGGAUUGUCUUUCCUUGUGCACUGUUGUAAUGUUAUAAUAACAGCACAGCGCGCAUGCCUGAACCUCACAAUGGUAGUCAUGGUGAAUAGCACAGAUCCACAUGGUUUGUCCAACACCUCCACAAAGAAGCUCCUGGAUAAUAUAAAGAACCCUGUGUAUAAUUGGAGCCCAGAUAUCCAGGGAAUCAUCUUGAGUUCCACCUUCUAUGGUGUCAUCAUCAUCCAAGUUCCUGUUGGAUACUUCUCUGGAAUAUAUUCUACAAAGAAAAUGAUUGGCUUUGCAUUAUGCCUCAGCUCUGUGUUAAGCCUGCUCAUCCCACCAGCAGCUGGAAUUGGAGCAGCUUGGGUCAUUGUAUGUCGAGCAGUUCAGGGAGCAGCCCAGGGGAUAAUUGGAACAGCCCAGUUUGAAAUAUAUGUCAAAUGGGCUCCUCCCCUGGAACGAGGCCGACUUACUUCUAUGAGUACAUCAGGGUUUUUGCUGGGACCCUUUAUUGUCUUACUUGUGACUGGAGUUAUCUGUGAAUCUCUGGGCUGGCCCAUGGUCUUCUAUAUUUUUGGUGCUUGUGGCUGUGCUCUAUGUCUUCUCUGGUUCAUUCUGUUUUAUGAUGACCCCAAGGACCACCCAUGUAUAAGCAUCAGUGAAAAGGAAUACAUCACAUCCUCCCUGGUCCAGCAGGUCAGUUCAAGUAGACAAUCUCUGCCUAUCAAGGCUAUGCUUAAGUCGCUUCCAGUCUGGGCUAUUUCCAUUGGUAGUUUUACGUUUUUGUGGUCACAUACCAUCAUGACACUAUACACUCCAAUAUUUAUCAACUCCAUGCUUCAUGUUAAUAUAAAAGAGAAUGGGUUCUUGUCUUCCCUUCCCUAUUUGUUUGCCUGCAUCUGUGGUAACCUAGCAGGUCAGUUAUCAGACUUCUUCCUGACCAGGAAUAUUCUCAGUGUAAUUGCUGUGCGGAAACUCUUCACAGCAGCAGGAUUUCUCCUUCCUGCAAUCUUUGGUGUAUGCCUGCCUUACCUGAGUUCCAGCUUCUACAGCAUUGUCGUUUUCCUAAUACUUGCUGGUGCAACAGGCAGCUUUUGCUUGGGUGGAGUAUUUAUAAAUGGCUUGGAUAUUGCUCCCAGAUAUUUUGGAUUUAUUAAAGCAUGUUCAACUUUAACUGGAAUGAUAGGAGGACUAAUUGCUUCCACUUUGACUGGAUUGAUCCUUAAGCAGGAUCCAGAAUCCGCCUGGUUUAAAACCUUCAUCCUGAUGGCAGCCAUUAAUGUGACUGGCCUAAUUUUCUACCUUAUAGUUGCUAAAGCAGAAAUUCAGGACUGGGCUAAAGAAACACAACACACACGUCUCUGAAGGUGAGAAGUGAUCAGAUUAAGGACAAUUUUUGAAACUGGGAAUGCAGUAGACAGAGGAGUUAAGGAUGACUCCUCAGAUG
This is a messenger RNA of Nomascus leucogenys (northern white-cheeked gibbon), 1589 nucleotides long. RefSeq names its product solute carrier family 17 member 1 (gene SLC17A1). Gene Ontology annotation, biological process: monoatomic anion transport; phosphate ion transmembrane transport. Gene Ontology annotation, cellular component: membrane. Lineage: Eukaryota; Metazoa; Chordata; Mammalia; Primates; Hylobatidae. The record is from RefSeq and is a predicted model, not a curated record.